This is a messenger RNA of Closterium sp. Yama58-4, 2178 nucleotides long. Lineage: Eukaryota; Viridiplantae; Streptophyta; Zygnematophyceae; Desmidiales; Closteriaceae. The record is from the annotation of a GenBank genome assembly.
AUCCACGUGCGCCAUCAGAACAGUGGCUUCUGGUGGAGGGCGGCGGACGGGAAGACGUGGAGUGGCAGUGUGGCCACCAGCAGCGAUUUUGACCAGCCAGACGUGUCCCAGGCGCUCACAGUUAUUCGCGUCAGCGCCACCACGAUAAAGCUGCAGACUCCCAACAGCACGUUUCUCUGCAAGGCGCCGCCCUCCCCGCCCAACUCAUCGUACCCGAGAGGCAUUCUCGCCACCACAGCCGAUGCCACCGACCCCCUCGCCACCUUCACCAUCAUCCCCAUCCCCAACUCCCGUCGAGACAGCACUUUUUCGAUUGAUGCUGUUGCUGGUACUGGUGCCAAUGGUGCGAGCACAAACAGCAGCAAUAGCAGCAGCAGCACAGGCAACACCAGUGGCAGUGAUUAUCUAGGGUUAAUUGCCCUGGCGAGUGCAGACGGGUAUUACCUGUCCAUGGGGGAGGUGGCGCCUGAGUUUGUGGACGUGGUAACCACGGGGGAUCCGGCAGCGGGCGCGGGUGGUGACGAGUGGCUGGAUGUGCGCGAGGUCAUGACGGUGCCUGCCGUGCGCGGCGUGAAUCUGGGCGCCUGGCUGGUGGCCGAGGACUGGAUGAACCCCAAGGCGUUUCAAUACAUGGCGUGGGGGGAUGGCACACGGGUCACAUUCCAGUCCACAACCACGGACAUGUACAUCAGUGCAGUCAGCACAGGCGCAGACGCUAAGCUGGAAUGUAACGCUGCAGCGGUAACCGUGUUACAGUACUUCCAGCUCCUCACUGUGCCAGGCGCUGCAGAUAACGUCCGUCAGGUGGUGGGGCAGAUGGGGCAGUACUGGGGCGUGUAUACGGGUGCCACCACCGUGUGGACUAAAGACAACGAGGCACAGGGCAGCAGCAACACAUUCACGCUGCUGCUACUGGGGGCGCAGUUCACCAGAGACAUGCCCAUGAACGACUCUCUGAGAGUUAUGAUCCAGGCUCCCAACGGGCAGCUCUUGCAGGCGCACGAGGACGGCACCCUAACGGCGGACUACAGCGCCAACGCCACCAAUGAAACACUCUGGUCGGGGCCAGCUGUGUUCUUUAUGGACCUGGUGAGCACGGUGCAUGGCGACUGGCAGGCAGCAUACACAGCAGGACCAGAUCAGGCAACCUCCCUCUUCGAUACAGUGCACUCCAAGCUCAUUACAGAGCUGGACUGGCAGGACAUGAAGGCGAGAGGAGUGAACACCGUGCGCAUCCCCAUCCCCUACUGGAUUGCCCAGGAAGACCCCUCCUUCGCCUUCUCCUCCCCUGCUGAUGCCGGCAGCAACAGCAGCAGUGGCAAUAGCAGCAGCAGCAAUGAUAGCAGCAGCACCCCCGCUGCUACUCCGGGAGUGCCCGAGUUUCCCUACCCGCCGGGUGCUCUGGCGCAUUUAGACUGGGCGUUUGAAAUGGCGGCUAAGUAUGGGCUGAGGGUCUGGCUGAGCGUGCAUGUGGCGCCUGGGUCGCAGAUCGGAGCCGCGUUUUCGAGAGACGGGUUGAUCCGAUGGUCCGGAUUGAAUGUUGAUCACACUCUCGAUUUCGUCCGUUGGAUCGGCGGCAGGUUCGGAGGGAACCCGAGCCUGUUUGGCGUGGGGCUGCUGCACGAGCCUGUAGCCCCGUCGUACUAUGGAGUAUUGGGUGUAGACGGGGAUGAGCUGCGGGAGUACUACAGAAAAGCGCAUGAUCUUAUAAGGGAGCGGUGUGCAUGCUGCUUUGUGUCGAUCGAGGGCCGUGUGGGGAAGAGCAUGUGGGACGUGGCGUUUCACAUGCUUGACACGUGGCACCCCAAUGUGCUGUACGAAACGCACCUGUACAAUGUGCUGUCGGGCGUCCCGCUGGCUACCAGGAAGCUUCCGCAGCUUGUGCAGUUGGAGAUUGGGGAGCAGCGGAGCAACAAGCCGACGCUACUUGACAGCGCGCAGAGUAUAGGCCGGCCCAUUCUGGUGGGCGAGUUUGGGGUGGCGAUGGCGAGUCUGGGCCCCACAGAGGAGCAGCAGAAGGAGUUCACUCUCGCUCAGAUGCAGGCGCUGGGGCAUGCACAGGCAGGCUGGUUCUUCUGGUCCUGGAAACUCAAUGUCACCGGUAAGGCCAAGUGGCAGUUUCCUCUAAGCAUGGCCAUGGGAUGGUUACCUAAAAAGGACGAUGGAAAUUGGUAUUGA